GCUGGGUGUCACGCUGACAGCGGGGUUUGUUUUGGGUUUUUUCAGCACCGGACAGCUCUCCGCCUGGCACCAUGAGCGCCGGUCGCAGCUGGAGGGGGGCGAGUGCAGAGAGCACGGCGGUCUCUCCUCAGCAUCCUCCCCACAGGUGUCACUGAGCCUCGAGAGAUGAGCAUACCGGAGUUCCUCCUGGAAGUGUCCAUUGUGGUCAUAUCUGUCGUGUCGCUGCUGACAAACUUGUCGGUGCUGCUAUGUUUCACCCAGAGCGCAGAGUUGCGCUCCCACGUGCCAGGGGUCUUCGUGCUGAAUCUCUCCUUCUCUAACAUCCUCCUCACUGUCAUCAACAUGCCGGCCACGUUCCUCGGGGUGGCCCGGAGCUCCAAGCCCUUCGGGGACUCGUUCUGCCACGCCGUGAGCUUCGCGGAGACCUUCAUCACCACUAACGCCAUGCUGAGCAUGGCGGCGCUGAGCAUGGACAGGUGGAUCGCGGUGGUCUUCCCUCUGAGUUACUCCAGCAAGAUGCGCUACAGGGACGCGCUCCUGAUCGUGGCUUACUCCUGGCUGCACUCGCUCACCUUUGCCCUGACUCAGCUGAUGAUGGACUGGGGAGGCUACAGCCACGCGUACGCGUCCUGCACGGUUCACCUGGGCGCCGGGAAGGCGCAGCAGCUGCGCGCGUACUCCGCCUUCACCGCGCUCUUCCACGGCAGCAGCUUCGCGCUCUGCCUCUUCGUCCUCUGCUUCGCCUACCUGAAAGUUUUGAGGGUGGCCAGGUCUCACUGCAAGAGGAUCGAUGUAAUCACAGUGCAGACUCUCAUUCUGCUGGUUGAUAUUCACCCAAGUGUGAAGGAGAGGUGUCUGGCCCAGCAGAAGAAGAGGAGGCAGCGCGCCAGCAAAAAGAUUUGUAUCUUCAUCGGCUCCUUCAUCCUCUGCUUCUCACCUUAUGUUGUGACGAGGUUGGUGGAGCUGUUUCCGUCCGUGCACAUCCCCCGGUACUGGGGCAUCGCCACCAAAUGCAUGUGCUACGCCAAGGCUUCCAGCGACCCGUUUGUCUACUGCCUCCUGCGGCAGCAGUACAGGAAGGUUCUGGUCAGCAUCAUCGGCCGCGUUAUGACAAAGGAGAAGUACUUCCUGUCGGUCCACAGCAGCAGCAGCAUGCUGGACGCCACGGACGACAACUGUCUCGCCAGGAUCACCUGA
This is a messenger RNA of Salarias fasciatus (jewelled blenny), 1197 nucleotides long. Its product is annotated as G-protein coupled receptor 26-like. The record is from RefSeq and is a predicted model, not a curated record. Gene Ontology annotation, molecular function: G protein-coupled receptor activity. Gene Ontology annotation, biological process: adenylate cyclase-activating G protein-coupled receptor signaling pathway. Gene Ontology annotation, cellular component: membrane. NCBI's taxonomy places the organism in Eukaryota, Metazoa, Chordata, Actinopteri, Blenniiformes, Blenniidae. The transcript is spliced from 3 exons. The coding region runs from base 166 to 1197 and encodes 343 amino acids.